AAAAACAAAACAUGGUUGGCUUUUUUUAAUUAUAAUUUUAUUAUAGAAUUUUCUUUCCACGUCUAAAAUAUUACUAUAGUUAAACUAUGGUAUUUAUAUAGUAAAACCAUAACAACCACAAAAUUACGAUUUUAUUGUAAGAGCACACAAAACUAUUUCAGAAAGAAUCCCCUGUAGAUAGACAAACAGAGGUUUGAAUUUUACACCUAAUAACCAAAAACAUUAUUCAUUAGAAUAGGUCAGGGGUGCCCACACUUUUUUGUGUGAUGAUCUACUUUUAAAUGACCAAUUCAAUAAGAUCUACCAACUAAAAAAAAACACAGUUUCAUUUAAAAUAAGAAAAUGCUUGUUGGGACUACUGCAUGUAUUCCUACAUGGAAUUCAUCUUCUAAUUAAUAAAAAAAUAUAUAAUAAUGUUCAAUGUUGAUAUCAUUCCAUUUUAAAACUAAACCCAAAACACCUACAGCACAAUAGAUUACAAUAGCCAGGGCAUUUACCUUAUUCAGAUGACUUGCACUGAAUGGAAUCAGACAGUUUUGCCUAAUCCGGGCAGUAGCAUCGCAAUUUCGCGCUCUGUUCUCAGAAGUCCUUGGAAGGCACGUAUGAGCAAAUCUAGUUGUCAUGGCAACUGAAUAAACAAAACCUCGCCUGGUCAAUAUUUACUCUCAAGUGCAAGUCAGACAGAAACUAAAAGAAGGAAAGACAUUAAGUGUAUUUUUAUUAAAAUUGAACUAAAGUACAUUUACAUUUUGUGCGAUCACCAGCAUUGCCUUUGCAAUCGACUGGUAGAUCGUGAUCGACGUAUUUGGCACCCCUGGAAUAGGUUAUUUGGUGCUUCAUACAGUGCCUGCUGUGUGUACAAGAAAGCAUAUAAUAUAUCAAUAAACGAGUCCGUAUUUUAAAUAAUUUGUAUUCGUUUUUAUGAAUAAAUGUGAUAUUACUUUGAUAAACAUGAUAUAAACAUGAUUUAAUUUUUUAAAAACAGAUUUGUCAGAGUUUGAUGGAACAGAAUUUGUCAGAAUAAACACCUUGGUAAUGGCAUACUACCAUACUACUAUAAUUCUGUCAUAGACUGACAUAGCCCAUUGUGAGUCUGGCCAUUUUAGAAUAUGCUAUGUCGUCAUUCAGUUUGUGCAGCUGCUUUGAAGCAAUUUCACUGGCUGAGCCAGAUGGCUGCUCUCAAAUCGCUCUCGAUGUACUUUGAUGGCAUACAUCAGAGUGACACAGCGGUGGUGCUCUCAAGUCGGACAGAAUUUCUAACCAACAUGCACCGUUUCAGGCACCGAUCGCUCUGCGCAGCACUGCAUGAAGUUGAACACACCUAAAGUCAGUUAAGUCAGGUGGUGUAACUAACAGUAAACAUUUUGUUGAUAUGUGACAAAAAAAAAACAACAACAGAAAUUACCCCUUUUAACCCUCUUGAAUGUGUGAAAUGAAAAAAUAAACUGUUGUGUAUGAAAAUCCUAGGAGAUCAGCAGUUACUGAAAUACUCAAACCAGCCCAUCUGACACCAACAAUCAUGCCAUGGUCCAAAUCACUGAGAUCAAUUUUCUUUCCCCCAUUCUGAUGGUUGAUGUGAACAUUAACUGAAGCCUUGUUGAUGAGAGAGGUGAACAGAGAAUGGCCAGACUGCUUCGAGCUGGUAAAGUAAACUUAAAACUUAAAAGAAAAAUUAUUUUAUAUGAAGUUACGCACACUGCUGAUCAGUGUCUGUCGGAAGCGGCCAGCUACAACUCCAGAGGCUGCUCAAUAUUCUGCAGUGCCACGAAGCUCAACUAGCAUAAUUUUCCAUUAAAUUUGAGCCAAAUCAUUAUCAAACGACAUAAAUUGUAUAUUCUAGCCAUCGGUGGAUGAUAUACUGUAUUGUGUAUAUUUCGUAAAGCCUACAUAUUGUGUGUUUUUGUGUUUUGACAGUUUGAAUGAAACCUCUUCAAGGAUACAUACAGAGAAAUUCCAUAAUAAACGUUGCCAUUUGUAAUCGUUCACUUUGCAGGUUAAUGUAUAAAACUGGUGUAACUGCUCAAACUUAUCAACGUCACUUUGUUCAUUCUUGAAGAAGUACAAAAUCCUUCGUAACUUUUGUUUGUAUGUGACUAGAUCCACAACGUAUUUUUGACUGCCGCAUCUGCCCUGUGUGACAGUGAUACCUGAGUCUUGUUCUACCUCCGACUGGCUUUGAUCUGAUGGAUGUGAAAGAUGGAAGUCAAGAACUGAAUGAAGUGGAGGAAGGACAUCAGUAUGAGGACCCUCAUUAUUUUAUAGCUGAAGAUGGAUCUUUUAGUUGCUCACAGACUGAAAAUGAAAGUUUUCAGUCAGGAGCCACAAAGUCUUUCACCUGUCUUCACUGUGGAAAAAGUUUCUCAUGUAAAGGAGACCUAAAGAGGCACAUGAGAAUUCAUUCUGGUGAGAGGCCUUACACAUGCCUUCAGUGUGGCAAGAGUUUCACAUGGUCACACAGCCUCAAAGAUCAUCUGCUUUCGCACUCUGGGCUCAAAUCUUUUCACUGCGACCAGUGUGGAAAGAAAUUUAUUUCGCCUACAGCCCUGAAAAGACACCAGAAAAUUCAUGGAAACGAGAAGCCUUAUGUGUGUUCUUUCUGUGACAGGAGUUUUACACGACUGGACUAUUUGAAGGAACACCUAAAAAUACAUACUGGUGAGAGAGCGCAUGUGUGCUCAGAGUGUGGAAGUGCCUUUUCUAGAGCCAGUUGCUUGAAAGAACAUCAAAUCAUCCAUACUGGAGAGAAGCCUUACAAGUGCUCACAUUGUGGCAAGAGUUUCAAUCGACCAAGAGCCCUGAAAAUACAUGAAAGAGUCCAUAAUAUAGUAAAGCCGUACCACUGCUCUUUAUGUGGGACGAGAUUCAUCACAUCAAGUAAUCUAAUGACCCAUAAAAAAAAGAAUUGUCCUAAAUUGUCACAGAGACCUGAAAGUUCAUCUUCAGGUCCACUGCUUAAUAAUGUGAAAAUAUUGUGAACUACAGAUAUACACAACUGCAGUGAAGUCUGUGUUGACCAAGACAAUUUAGGGGAAGUCAUUUCAUUAAUUAACUAAUAAUUAUAUGAAUUGCAUGUUGUUGCAUUUGUAAUGGCAUAUGUUCUCCAUACGCUUCAUUUAAUUUUGUUAAAGAGCUGACUGACUGUCAUAGAAUAGAUAAUACAUGUAUUGGUAUUUAUUUACUUGGUUUAACGCUUUUUUAAAGUAAUAUUUUAUUUCUAGUUUUAAAUAAUUGUAUUAUCAUUAUUUUAUUAA
This is a messenger RNA of Xyrauchen texanus (razorback sucker), 3251 nucleotides long. RefSeq names its product gastrula zinc finger protein XlCGF7.1-like. Gene Ontology annotation, molecular function: DNA-binding transcription factor activity; RNA polymerase II cis-regulatory region sequence-specific DNA binding. The coding region runs from base 2184 to 2975 and encodes 263 amino acids. The transcript has 2 exons. Gene Ontology annotation, biological process: regulation of transcription by RNA polymerase II. The record is from RefSeq and is a predicted model, not a curated record. Lineage: Eukaryota; Metazoa; Chordata; Actinopteri; Cypriniformes; Catostomidae.